AUGCCUGGAAUUCCCGGCAGGUCCAAAGGCUGCACCACCUGCAGGAGGCGCAAAGUUCUCUGUGAUCAAGAGGUGCCGUCUUGCGCUCGGUGUACCAAGGGCGGAAGAACAUGCGAGGGAUACGAACGCUACCCGGUCUUCCUCAACCGCACUGCACGAGGCCCUGAAAAGCGGCAUAGGCUAGAUGAAGCGAAAUAUGUUACCUUUCCAAGUUCGGAGCAAGCUGUUGUCUCCAUCAACGAUUGGGGCCUGUUCCCCGGAGCCUUAGCAAAUUCAGAAGACGAUCGCAUGCUUUUCCAACUCUCUGCUACGCCAGCCUUUGAGAGCCAAAUCGUAGCCCUCUUUUUCCAGAGAUACUUGCCAGCGGAUGAUUGUGUUCAAGUUGGCUACGCAAAGAGUGAUUGGCUUCAGCAAGCAAUAGGACUCCAGGACCCUGGAGAGGCACUGCACCUAUCCCUCAAAGCCAUAUCUAUGACCACAAUAGGACGCUUGUGUAAGGAUGACAGACUGGCUUUUCAAGGUGCAAAUUUCUAUGGGAGUGCUUUACAACAACUUCGAAAAGCUCUCCAAUCUGAAGUUACAGUAUGGCACGAUGAGACACUUGCAGCCAGCUUCGUCUUGGCACUUUAUGAGCUCUUCGGAACAGAGUCAGCCCUAGCUUCAAUGCAGGCAUGGGAUAGACACAUGUCUGGCUUAGAAGAGCUGAUCUCUAUGCGGGGACCUCAACCUUCGCAUUUCCCCUUUGGGCAGGAGAUGUUGGAAGACAUUCGCUCUUCAAUGAUGCUAUCAUGCCUAGAACACCGCAGGACGUCAGUCCUUGCAGAUGGGAGAUGGCUAGUCGGACCCUGGGAUGAGACUUCAAAUAGUACACAUUCUCGAUUAUUCGAUAAAGGCUUUGCUUUGGCGAGACUACUGCAAGAAUUUGAUAAUGCAAACCUUGCUAGCGUCGGUACCAGCAUCUCGACACUGUCACAUUGCCUACAACUCGCCCUCGAUAUGCAUACCGAUCUAGAAAAAUGGUAUGAGGAAUUCCUUACCAGUUCACCAUCGCCUUCGUAUUGGCCGACACCACCAUCUACCUUUACCAUAGCUCAACGACAAGUCGCGGACUCGGGCCCAGGAGGGCUUCCGUUGCUUUGUUAUCCAAACCUCAUGGUGGCAAGCAAUACCGUCACUCUCUGGGCCCUGAAGCUUGUUCUCAGCAGUGAGAUCGCUACUAUAUGCCAAAUCAUCUUAUUAACCAAUCGCAAAGCUCGUGCCGACUCUACCGCUACAGAUCCUACUGCGUCUCUCAUGCUGACCUCAAUGGCCCAGCGCACAGAGGCCCAACACAGCGAAGAACAACGUAUGACUCUAGCAAGCGAUAUCGCACGCUCGUUGCCUUACUGCCUCAACCGAACCACGGGCCUGCUAGGCCCUAGGAGAGCCUUCUUCGCUUUACGCACAGCAAUGGCUACGAUUCGACGCAGUCCGGGCCCAGAAAUGGAGUGGGGCCGGGCAGCUAUUGCGAGGAUGGAAACCAAGUCAACCCUCCUGGAGCGAUGCAGCUCCAUCCAUACUUCCUUGGGUCUUGCGGAUAUGAGGGACUCGUAA
Molecule: messenger RNA, 1593 nt
Organism: Letharia columbiana
Lineage: Eukaryota; Fungi; Ascomycota; Lecanoromycetes; Lecanorales; Parmeliaceae
Exons: 4
Coding region: 1-1593 (530 amino acids)
Biological process (GO): regulation of DNA-templated transcription
Molecular function (GO): zinc ion binding; DNA-binding transcription factor activity, RNA polymerase II-specific
Source: RefSeq, a predicted model, not a curated record